UUAGCAUUCGACUGUUUUCGUGGAGCGCGUGUUGUUUGUAAGCCGGCUGGUACAGCUUGUUUUGUUUUUGGCACGAGUUUUUCCUAGAUCUUGUUAAAAUCUCAUUCUUCUUUCGGUACAAUAGCUGUAUCGAAUAUUCAGCUAAGCGUUUGUAAAAUGUCCUCAGAACAAAAGAUGCAUAUUUCGAUAUCACUUAACCUGGACACUGUGUACGAGUUGGAGACAGCAAUCGAAAACACGGUGAAAUUAAACUACCAUUCAAUAACAAUUCCGGUUGUGCAUCGACGAUUCCAAAGGGAGUUCCUGGAGGAACCGUUGAAGUCCCGUCAUAAUUGUUUCACUCGAUCGGAUUUAUUGCUCACGUCAUCCCAGUGGCUCAACCGAGUGAUCUGCCGGUUAAGCAGUAAUGUAGAUUGUGAUUCCGAAGACGAAACCGUUCGAAAGCACGGAGAAGCAACGAUUCGGCAGGAAAUGUCCUUCGCUGAGCAUUUAGUCCAAAAUGGUUAUAUUAUAAUACGACUUAAAAAUGCAAACUGUGCCAACCUGGCACGAGUUAUUGGUUAUGGACUAAAAGGAGUCCUGCUUGCAGAAUUACCGAUGGCUAGUCCUAAGAACUCCCACAGGAUGUGGAGAAGCGAUUUGAAGGGUGAUCAUGAAUAUAGCGACUCAUGGAGUUGGUGGAAUAAUUUUCGAUCGUAUGCGGAUACUGAUUUUCACAUCAAGGUUGCUUUAGAAUUGACAGCGGAUAUCCCCAAUAAAGAGGAAAUUCAUCGCUGGCUUGGUGAGCCGGUAGAUGCUAUCGUUAUAUCAUCCAACAUAUUUCUAACUAAUUCUAAUAAUUAUCCCGUUCUAUCGAAAGCUCAUCAAGAAUUAUUAGUACUGUUUCAUCGUACAUUCAGCUGCCAUUUCAUAUUGAAAGCCAAUCCGGAGGAUAAACGAUUGGUCCAUUAUUCGGACUACAUUAAAUACAUUUUGCGCAAUAACUACGUUAAGGAUCCUAUGCAAGGCUAUGACGAUUUGUUGGAAGUUCCAUUGCAACCCUUGUAUGAUAACCUGGACAGCUUUACGUACGAGGUCUUUGAGAAAGAUCCCGUUAAAUAUAUUCUGUAUCAGAAUGCUAUUGGAGAGGCUCUCCGUGAUCGCGUUCCAAGGGAUGAAAUUGAAACGCGCAUUUCCAUAGUGAUGGUUGUUGGCGGAGGCCGUGGUCCAUUGGUUCGCGCCGCCCUCAAUGCUUCGGCCAUAAGCAAACGUAAGAUAAAGCUGUACGUAAUUGAGAAGAAUCCAAAUGCGAUCGUCACUUUAAGUGCAUUAAUCGCUGAACUGUGGAAAAAUAAAAAUAUCGAAUUGAUUUCAACUGAUAUGCGGGAGUUCGAACCGCCGGAAAAGGCUGAUAUUCUUGUAUCGGAGUUACUCGGAUCCUUUGGAGACAACGAACUCUCGCCCGAAUGUUUAGAUGGUGCGCAGAAACACUUGAAGCCGGAUGGAAUCAGCAUACCAUGCAAAUCCACCUCAUAUAUAAACCCCUGUAUGACUUCGAAAAUAUACAACCAAAUCCGCUCACUGGAAAAAUGCUCCCACGCUAAAGAGCGCGUUGUCACUUCACGGCACAUGGAGGGCUCAUAUGUGGCCUAUUUGAAGAACGUUUAUCACAUCGAUAACCCGCAAGCGCUGUUCGAGUUUGUCCACCCAAACCAAGACAAGGUUAUUGAUAACUCGCGCUUCCGUUCGGUUCGCUUCAAGGCUUCACUGGAUUGUGUCAUGCACGGAAUCGCCGGUUAUUUCGAUGCCGUUCUGUACAAGGAUAUCACCAUCAGUAUUCAUCCGUUCACGCACACCAAGGGAAUGGGCUCCUGGUUUUCGAUGUUUUUCCCACUGUUUGAGCCGAUGCAGAUCCGGAAGGGGGAGGAAAUCGUUAUCAACUUCUGGAGAUGUGUAGCAUCGCAUAAGGUCUGGUAUGAGUGGAAUGUUGCCGAACCUAGACAGACCCACAUUCACAAUGUUCAAGGGCGAGGACAGCCGAUCUGGAAGUAGGUGGGAAAUUGCUAGUGUAAAAACUUUGAUUGGGUAUUGAAUGAAUUAUUGACAUCGAAAAAAACUUAUCCUGACGACAAUGUAUAAUGCUGACAAUUUUUGGUUUAAUUUCAUCGAUCGUUAUUUUUCGUUAAAUAUUAAGGUUGUUAUAGAGAGAAUAAAAUACGGAACAUUAUUUAAACUAGUAACCACGUUUUGUUGCUAAUAUAUUUCAGAUUGUUUUAAGUCUCAAAGGUCAUUCCUAAACCACCGGGUUAUCCAGAAUGGGAUAGAAUUAGCCAUUUUAAACAAUUUUAAGCGUUGUUUAGUGUUAUAAAAUGGUAAAAUUUAUCCAGACAAAAGAUGCCUAAUAUGAUCUUGAUUGAUUGUGAUUUAGGCGAUUCGCAAAGGGAAGAUCAUUACUAAAAAUAAAAUUUAAAAAUAUGUUUCGUUUGAUAAGUGGCUUUAU
Molecule: messenger RNA, 2479 nt
Organism: Wyeomyia smithii (pitcher-plant mosquito)
Lineage: Eukaryota; Metazoa; Arthropoda; Insecta; Diptera; Culicidae
Gene: csul
Product: protein arginine N-methyltransferase 5
Exons: 2
Coding region: 157-2031 (624 amino acids)
Biological process (GO): regulation of DNA-templated transcription; peptidyl-arginine N-methylation
Cellular component (GO): nucleus; cytosol
Source: RefSeq, a predicted model, not a curated record